CUUGCAUUGCUGGCCGGCUCCACAGAAAAAAUGAAAUUUAUGAGCUUGAAGUGGUCUCGCCCUGCCAUAAAAUAAAGUCCAUAAAGUCCAAGUCCUGGACAAAAGAGGGAGGCAAUAGUGACCUUCAACUUUUGGCAACGGAAAAAAUCAAAACUGACUCAGGAAAAGGCCAUAACCUCCGCAAAUGGAGAAAACACCACAUCCAAGUAUGCUCCAAUCAUGUGGAGGAAAACAAGACUCCAGUUUUCGUUAUGAUCUGCCUGACAAAAUCUCUGACAAGAAUCAACAUAAGACUCACACUGUUCGGGACUACUUCAAAGCUGCAUCCAAGAAACUAGCUGGAGUUUUCGCAAUAUUACUAUUUAGGAAAAGCAAAAAGGCUAUUGCUGAAGUCAACAAGAAGAACAAGGAAGUCAAAAGAAUUUCCUGUUCGACUUCAACAGAUCAUUCAACAGGAAGUGAUGUUAGGAGCUCAGCAAGGUUCAAGUCCUUUGGUUCAUAUGGUUCUUCCAGUUCUGUCAGUGGAAAUAUCCCAACACCCGAUUUCUCCUUUGAAGAUAUUUGUAAGGCAACUGGAAAUUUUUCUCCAGGAAAUAAAAUUGGGGAAGGUGGGUUUGGAAUAGUUUAUAAAGGGAAGCUCAAGGAUGGAUCUCUUGUUGCUGUAAAGCGCGCUAAAAAGGACAAGUAUGACCAAGGCUUACCUCUGCAGUUCAAGAAUGAAAUACUUACACUAUCGAAGAUAGAACAUCUGAAUUUAGUAAGGUUAUUUGGAUUUCUAGAGCACAGAGAUGAGCAGAUUAUCGUGGUUGAAUAUGUUGGAAAUGGAAAUCUUCGAGAACAUCUUGAUGGUGUAAAGGGAAAUGGGCUUGAAAUUGCAGAACGUCUGGAUAUUGCUAUUGAUGUCGCCCAUGCAAUUACCUAUCUUCAUACAUACACAGAUCCUCCUAUAAUCCAUAGAGACAUAAAAGCAUCGAAUAUCCUUAUCACAGAGAAACUUCGGGCCAAAGUGGCAGACUUUGGAUUUGCACGACUUGCUACAGAGGAUCCCACUGCAACCCACAUCUCUACUGAAGUCAAAGGUACUGCAGGCUAUGUGGAUCCUGAAUACACCAGAACAUAUCAGCUCACUCACAAAAGUGAUGUAUACUCCUUUGGUGUAUUGCUUGUGGAGUUAAUGACUGGAAGAUAUCCGAUAGAAUCAAAUAGAUCAGUUAAAGAAAGAGUAACCAUACGAUGGGCAAUGAAGAGAUUAAAGGAAGGAGAAUUUGUAAUUGCCAUGGACCCAAGGCUAAGGAGAAGUCCAGCAUCAACCAUGGUGGUGGAGGAAGUCCUAAAACUGGCUCAACAAUGCCUUGCACCAGUGAGACAAUCCAGACCAUCCAUGAAGACGUGUGCAGAGGUUUUAUGGGGAAUCCGUAAAGAUUUCAAAGAAAAAGCCUCCUCUUCUUCUACCUCUCACUUUUCUGCAAAUUUUCCUGGUAGAGAUGCAAAGGCUAACAGGUAUUUAUUUGGAAUAGAAGAGGAUGAGAGCUAUGGAUUUAUUUCUGCAUAAAGUAAAGUGUGAUUUCAUGAUAUUUUUUUCCAUUCUUUUCUAUCUGUGAAUUUCAUUGAGUCCUAAUCUCAAAUGAAAUGAAGCAAGAUUGUAAACAAAAGACCACUCCCCCUUACAGCUUGUGCAACAUUUUUCUGCAACUUGUAGAAAAUCUUUCCUAAUUUUUCAAAGCUUUGCCUCUUGCCUUUCCUAAUCUAAAUUUUUUUGUGCUAAGCCCCAAAUGAAUGUACUUCAUUUUAUUUCUAAUUUGCAUGUUAAAUGUUAAUCUUCUACUAAUGAUAAGGCCUCUAUCGUAGGGAUAUAAAUAAAGUUUGACUUUUGUUUAUUUAUAAAAUUUAACAAAUAAUCAUGAUGAAUAUUUUAGAGUUUAUACCAAACAUAGCACGUGAUCACCCUUAAUUGCCCCUC
Durio zibethinus is the source of this 1960-nucleotide messenger RNA. RefSeq names its product calmodulin-binding receptor-like cytoplasmic kinase 1. Gene Ontology annotation, biological process: protein phosphorylation. NCBI's taxonomy places the organism in Eukaryota, Viridiplantae, Streptophyta, Magnoliopsida, Malvales, Malvaceae. Gene Ontology annotation, molecular function: ATP binding; protein kinase activity. The record is from RefSeq and is a predicted model, not a curated record.